AUGUCGAGAAACUCCGGUAGUGCUACGCCAUCGCCUGCAAAUAUGGAGUCUGGCCCACACUCUGCCAAUUCAACCAGCGGAACAGCUGCCAAUUUUGGUGGUACUGAAAGGCUUCCUAUCACUCAGGCGCAGACGACCAUGCAAGACAGCAUGACAGCUUCCACAUCUAGAGCACCAAACAUCCAGGCUAAUUCUAGCUUCAGCACCAGCCAACAGCAGGCUGCUCCACAAUCUUCCUCCUUAGACACACAAAUGGAAAUCACUCAUGGUGUUGCUAAUCCUUCGACUGUGCCACCUCCAGACAGACCUGCUGGGAGACGCACAAAUCAGCUUCAGUAUCUUCUGAAUAACGUUAUAAAUUCUCUGUGGGAUCAUCAAUAUUCGUGGCCAUUCUUGCAGCCCGUAGACGCCGAAGCGCUCAAUCUAACUGAUUAUCACGUAAUUAUCAAAACUCCAAUGGACAUGGGAACGGUGAAAAAGAGACUAGAGGACAACUAUUAUCAUAGUGCGAAUGAAUGUAUUGAUGACAUGAAAACUAUAUUCACAAAUUGUUAUAAGUACAACAUCAACCCAGACGACGAUGUGGUUCGCAUGGCUAAGACUCUAGAAAAAUUGUUCCUCAGCAAACUCAGUCGAAUGCCAAAGGAGGAAGUUGAUCUGCUGGACUUGCCAUCAGCUCCAAAAAAGAGAGGAAGGCGUGCAAAACCACGUGGAUGGGCAGGCAGAAGCAGAACCAGCUCAGUCUCUUCCACCUCACAAUCAGAGUCCGAUUAUGGUCCGUCUGCAGGAAAACCUGCUAGUGCUGCCGCUCACCUUCCACCAGCUCCUAGCAACAUAGCGCCUCAAAUGACCUCGAUGCUGCCAUUGGUCAUGCAGGGGCCAGCACCUAGCAGGACGGUACCCCAGACCGCGCUGGUCCCUCCUGACCAGGCGAAGAAAGGUCUUAAGAGAAAAAAAGACACCACUAACAUCAAUGCGGAGGCCAAAAAAGCAAGAGGGGGUCCAAUGUCCGACUCAAUGAUGAUCUGCCACAAUAUUCUCCAAGAGCUCUUUCCAAACAAGCACUCGUUUUUUGCUUGGCCGUUCCACAAACCUGUCGACACCGAGCUCCUAGAACUUUAUAAUUGCCAUAUAAAAACACCCAUGGAUCUAGAAACAGUGAGGGCAAAGUUCAACAACCGAGAAUAUAGGAGCGCAGAAGAAUUUGCUCUUGAUGUUAGACUCAUGAUCAAAAACUGUAGCACGAUGGCCGAGAUUCAUAAGAAGGUGUUUGAGGCCAGAUACGCUAAAAUUCCUGCUGAUUUGCUUGUAGCGCCAUUUGAAGAACCUUUCGGUGAAGCCAAGGCAGGUUCAUCUGAGAGCGUAGAUGAUGACGAUGCACAUAAUAAGCUCCACCGUCUCGAGAACAAGAUGAAAUUGUUGCAGGAAGAACUUAAAGUUCUUAAAAGACAGAAGCGCAGAGAGCAGAAAAAGAAGAAAAUUCUCUCUGCAGGUCCUAGCAAACCAGAAAGCGAUGACAAAGCCAGGUAUGGUGCCCACCACUAUGAGCUACUUCCUAAGGACGAGCAGCCUGCUGGUUCUUUCAUCACUUCAACCCCCAAGCCUGAGGCAAAGGGCAAAGCUGGAUGUGUACCCUCGACUGCAGUGCCUGGUGUUUCUGGUGCUCUACCUACCAAACCUCAGGGCAAACCUGCUAGCCCCAGCAAGGAGAAUGCUGCAGGCCAAAUCCCUCCUCCUAGUGCCACGCCAUUUGGGGAAUCUGAAGACGAGGUCGACGUGAAGCCUAUGUCUUACGAAGAAAAAUUUAAAAUAAAUUUAGAUCUGCAAAAGUUACCACCUGAAAAUCUGGCCGAAGUGGUCCAGAUCAUCAUGUCCAGAGAACCGUCGCUGAUGGUUUCAAACUGUAGCGAGUUUGAGCUUGAUUUGGAUGUUCUGAAGCUAUCAACACUUCAAGCAAUGGAAUCUCACAUUUCUUCUUGCCAGAAGAAGGAAUCCCCAAAGACUUGUGGCAAUAAAAAGGGCAUAGAAGUGGGAACUGGAAAAGCCAUGAUCCAAUUGCCUGCUUCGUCGUCAAACUCUGACUCAUCAAGCUCCAGUGACUCGUCGAGUUCUUCAGAUUCUUCCACACGAAGCUUCCCACGAACACUUAACACACAACCGGAGAAAUAUGACAGUUGGCCUUGCUUGGAGCGCCGAAGGCGCGACCCGCGCCAAACGUUGCGCCUCCGGCCGAAACCCGCGGAGGAGCCCCGCGGCGCCCCCGCGACCGACCCGCGUCCCUAUGCUUGCGGGUUAAAAAAUCGCCAAAUCGGCGCCAGGACGAGGGUCCGCAGGGCGAAACCGCCGCAGCCCCCAUAG
This is a messenger RNA of Cloeon dipterum, 2358 nucleotides long. RefSeq names its product bromodomain-containing protein 3-like. Gene Ontology annotation, cellular component: nucleus; chromatin. Bases 1 to 2358 code for a protein of 785 amino acids. The transcript is spliced from 10 exons. NCBI's taxonomy places the organism in Eukaryota, Metazoa, Arthropoda, Insecta, Ephemeroptera, Baetidae. Gene Ontology annotation, biological process: regulation of DNA-templated transcription; chromatin remodeling. The record is from RefSeq and is a predicted model, not a curated record.